Messenger RNA from Episyrphus balteatus (marmalade hoverfly), 8036 nucleotides. It is a transcript of the gene osp, whose product is annotated as protein outspread. Gene Ontology annotation, biological process: actin filament organization. Lineage: Eukaryota; Metazoa; Arthropoda; Insecta; Diptera; Syrphidae. Gene Ontology annotation, molecular function: actin filament binding. The coding region runs from base 509 to 7963 and encodes 2484 amino acids. The record is from RefSeq and is a predicted model, not a curated record. The transcript has 13 exons. Gene Ontology annotation, cellular component: actin cytoskeleton.
AAAAAAAGAAGAAAAGAAAACACAAAAAAAAAAAAAAAACGACAAGUGUCGUUGUUUUUUUGAGCUCGAGAGUUUUUUUCAGUGAGUUCGAAUGAGUGAAUGUUUGGCCUACAGCGGGUAUCGGGGAAUAUGGCCAGCUACGAAUUAAUUUGCAUAAUUCCAACAUAAAUAAAGAAAAUACCUACAAAAAGAAAAAAAAAGCUAAACAACUGGAAUUCCACUCUGCCCCAAAUUUUUGUUUUGAAACAACAACAAAAAUAAAAAAGCCUACAAAAUGUGCCACAUAAACUUGUUUAUUGUUUUUCAAAAAAUAUCUAUCGGAAUAGGCUUUGUGUUUUGAGUUGUUUUUUUUUUUUUCAUCAAAAAAAUACAAACAAAAAAUCCUUAAAAAAAUUAAUUGAAAAAGUUUGUUUUCCCUCAUUUUUUUAAAUUAAAAAUUUUUCAAAUCAACCAUCAAACAGUUUUUUUUUUUUUGUUUCGUUUUGAAAAAUUUAAUUUUUUCAUCAAAAUGGGAACCCGGACAACGGAUUGUCGAAAAUUUUCACCAAACAUAUUUAACAAGAGCAAGUGCAGCCACUGUUUUAGACAACGAGAGGAGCAUAGUGCUGCAGCCUUGGAAUGCAAUAGGCCGGUAACUCCGCCUAUAACUCCUGCAUCACGGAAAGUGUCCAAAUGCGGUUAUUUGUUUGUUGCACCCGACUGGGAUUUCAACAACCCUCUCUACAGAACUAAGAGAUGGCAGCGAAGGUGGUUUGUGUUGUACGACGAUGGCGAGCUAACAUAUUCCGUGGACGAACACCCCGAAACAGUCCCGCAAGCUAGUAUCGAUAUGACAAAAGUCAUCGAAGUCACCACAGCCGAAGAUGUUACCGGCCAUACAAAUUCAGUUGCCAUUACAGCACCAGAUCGUGUAACCUUCAUCAAGGGCACAUGCCCCGAAGAAUCCAAAUGGUGGUUAAAUAUAUUGGCAGCGUUUCCCAAAUCAAAAGGACGCCACAAACGAAAUGCAACAUUUCCUGGUGGUCAAGCAACAACGAUAUUACAACAAUCGAAUGGCACUAUCACAGCGGGUGGCUGUGUUGUUGUUGGAACACGAAAUCGCCAUAAUUCAUAUCACAAGGACACAACAUCUUUGACUGGCAACACUGUCGGUGGUGGUGUUGAUUCAUGGGAUCCAGCAAAUAAUACGAAUGUCAAUGAUAUGGAUGACGAUGUAGAGGAUGAUGACGAUGAUGAGGGAAUCAAUGAUCCAGAUGAUGAUGGAAGUGGUAAUCGGCAUCAACAAGAUGAAAAUAAUAAAAAUGCUGGCAAUGAGAUCACAAAUCGUGUUUACACUGAUCAGCCAGUCUCAUCGAAGUCGCCACCCACACGCGAUAAAAUUCAUCCCGAAACGAAGGCUCAAGUUCGCAUCAGGAAUCGCAAUCGGACUGCACCAUCAUCAAUUCAGGUGCAACAGGAUGAUUCUGAGUCGGUUCCGCCAUGUUUACUGAUCGAAGAUGCCCGUCGCGAUGAAAAACUAAAAGACAUCGCCAACACAAUUACGAAUCUAAGUCAAACAUCAAAUCGCUGGAGUACAUCCGGUGUUGGAAAUACAAUCAAUGUAACAGUCACAGCGGUCAAUAAUGCCCUAAAUAGUCAAACACAGGGCUUAAAUGACGAGAAACCGACCCGUGACGAAACCGAUUUCGCCCAUUAUCGACCUGCCCAUACAACUGUUGUGAAUCUUAGACCAAAGUCAUUGCCUCUGGCAUCGAAUUCAACGCCGGCCAUUGUGUCAGCCAUAGUCAAGAAAAUUCCGCCCGUUUUAGAGCAGCAGCAGCAAGUGACAACCGGUGGUGGUGGUAAUAAAUCUAGUCCUAGAUUACAGCAACAGUUGAGACUUCUUCAACAGCAACAACAAAAACAGUCCCAGUCACAUGAACGAGGAGAUCCCGAUGGAGGAUGUAAUCUAGAUGACUUAUCGACGAACUAUUUGGCCAAAACCUCGGAACUCAGGGUAAAUCUGCCUGCAGAGGAAAUUUUGAAUUCGAAAAAGGGCUGGCUGAUGAAGCAAGAUGGGCGAACAGGCGAUUGGACGAAGCAUUGGUUCACACUUAGUGGAGCAGCUUUGUUCUACUAUCGAGAUCCAGUGUCGGAAGAACGAGGAGUUCUUGACGGAGUGCUCGACGUGAACAGCCUAACCAGCGUGACAGAAGUAAAUGCAUCGCGGAAUUACGCCUUCCAACUGUCAACUUGGGACAAACGACGAUUAGUUCUGUCAAGUUUAUCGGCGAAUUCGCGAAACAGCUGGAUGACAGUUUUGAAAAACGCUGCUGGUCUUCAGUCAGAACCGAAAGUCGAGAACGAAUGCAUUCUGGCAACAGAAUUGAUAAUCAAAGACAACACGAGCGAUGACAUUAAGAGCGAAAUCGAAAAGGACUUUAUCAAGGCUCAAAGGAAUCAGGAAUUGAUCUUGAACAAUAACAAUCUUGGAACUAAGAUAGCUCCAGAUACCAGCCCAGUGAUUGUUCAAAAAGCUGUUACCACACCUGUUACCCCAUUGACUCCAAAGAAUACCAUGUUUUCUUCAGAUGAAGAAUACCGGACUGCUUCGGAAGGUGGCAGAAGGGAUAGUGUAGAUUGGGGAUCUCCCUUGUCGCCAUCACCUCCAAUACCGAUUGCCCUACUAAGAGCCAAAGAACGAAUGCGAUCACGUCCCGGAAACUGCCCAAGGCUUCACAAGCGAAGCAGAUCAUCGCCACCAAGCUCGCGAAGGAGUACCGUUGAUAGCGUGGGUUCAGAUGAGUUGCCAGUAAUCCACUCGGUUCAAGAAGAACUCAACAUCGACAAGGAGCUUCAAUUUCGACUGGGAGCAGCUGAAAAAGAGCGAGAUGUGCUGCGGAAUGAGGCCCAAGAACGUGAAGCCCGAAUGUCAGAACUUCUUACAACCCUCGAACGAACUGAACAGGAGUUAAAUGCCCGAAUAAGAGAAAUGGAAGAAGCUCGAGAUAACCUCUCCAGUCAGCUAGAUGAAGCCAAGCGAAAUGCAGAAAAAAUCGUUGAUCGGCUAACAAUCGAAGUGGGUGAGAGUCAUAAGAAAAUCAAAAACCUAGAAGAUCGUCUAUCCCGAGGCAUUGAAGAGAACGAAACUCUUUAUAAAAAACUGCGUGAACUCGAGAGCUGCAGUCCUUCGAGCUUUAGCAAUCUCAAUCGGCACAAGCUGAAACGAAUGGAUUCGUUGAGUGACCUUACCCAAAUCAGCGAUAUUGAUCCAUAUUGCUUGGAUCGUGACAUGCUGGCCGAUGAAUACAACGAGCUUCGUUCAAGAUUCGAAAAGGCAGUAAGUGAGAUUAAAGCAAUGAAACGGGAACUCAAAGAAUCACAAAAUCAAUUUGAUACUUUGGAAAUAUCGUAUGCUUCGCUAAAGCAGGACCUUGAUCGUCAGCAAAUUGAAGAUCGCUCACAAUUGCAAAUGAUGGCUGAGCGAAUUCAAGAUCUUACACUGAAAUACAGUGGUUCUGAAAGACAAGUCCGAACUUUGAAACAGAAACUUGCCAAAUCAGAACGUAGGCGAUCACUUUCUCUCAAAGGCAAGGAACAGCUGACAGUCUCGAAGGAACUCGAAAUCAAAGUUACAGAACUCGAGUCAAAGAUCGAUGAUUUGGAAAAGAAAUCACCCAGUCAAGUGCAAGUUAAGACUCCGUCGACGAGUUCGGUAAAGAAAUCAGCUCGCCGAAGAUCCCUCGAAAGCUCAGCCAGUACGGAUUCAUUGCAAUUUAUGAUUCGAGUCAAUGAUCUUGAGAAACGUUUCGAGUGCUUCACCUCAUCACAACCAUCAUCGGCACCGACGAUCGAUGUUAAACGAAGCUCGUCUAGUCCAAAAAUGUCCGAGCAUCUUAUCGAACGUCUAAAGUGUCUGGAGGGAGUGUUGAUAUGCAGUAAAGAUCGCCUCGAACAAAGUCUUCAUCAACUUCAAGCCUUGAGAUCGACAUCAAGAACUCGUCGGUCAGUUUCACCCAUCACAGAUCGUAAGGACUCUUAUCGGUUUGUCGAACGAUGUCUUGUCGAAGUGGUCAAACUCAUUCGAGAGUCAUGUGAGACCUGUGUGGUAAGUGAAGACCUAACAGCUCCUGGACUCAUUCUCCUGCCUGAAUCAAACCCCAUUAAGAUCGCUCUAAUGCAGCUUGAAGCCCAACUGCGUGGUAAGCUGGGAGAUCUUCUUAAGCAACGACGAGUGCUGCGGGAAAGAAAUGAGCUCACAGCUCGCAAAGACCUUGAAUUGCUUGCUGAGAGAAUAGCUUUUGAAAGUGUCUGCUUUGGAAAACUCCGCGAGUCCAUCAAUCGUGCUGAGAACCCUGAACUUUUCGGACAGCGGCAAACUCGUGCUGAAAUAGCUGAAACCUCCCAGCUGAUGUCAAUGUUGAAGGCUAAGCUCGGUGGCAAGUGUGCAUUCAAGCCCAGUGGUAGUCUAGAUGUUUUAGCUGGGGUACUAGCGCGACGUCUUAUCUUAUCCUCGUUCCGUAAGGACAAGACAAAAGUGCCCGAAAUGGAUCCAGUCGAACCAAAGAUUCUCGAAGAACUUCUUCGUCAACAAAACGAGAUCAACCUGAUCGCAAAACGGUACAAAAACAAUGCCAUGGAAAAUUUGGCCUCUGGUCUGGCAGCCGAGACCCUCAGCUACAUAAGUUCCAAUGAUUUGGUGCAGGGAGCGGUUCAAGAGGCAUGGCGGCAAGCACAGGAAACUGUGAAUGCCGAGCUUGUGCAAUCGGAGAUUGCCCAUAUUAUGAUUAGGAAUGCCGAACGUUUUGAGACCUCAAUUACACCGUCAUUUGGAUACACUCUGACGGCUGAGGAGCGAAUAACUUUCGAGUCGUUCGCGGAUGCGGUACAUGAGAGUCUGCGCAAGGAGAUGGACAAUGCCAUCGAACAGCUUUCCCAGUGCUAUGAUGAGGCUCUGCAGAAAAUGAAGCGGGGCCAGUGGAGAAUGCAUUUGGAACAGGAACGAAAAGCCAGUGAAGGUCGUCAGCUGCUAUCUGAGUUUGCUGAUAUAGUUGCCCAUAAGGCGUUAGUGGACGCGAGGAUAGCAGUUCUUCGGGGAGAUUACACCUCGUCGGCGGAAAGUUCGUCGUCGCAACUUGCCACCAUGGACCCUGGCAAUACAUUUAGUGUCUCGAGCUUGCAAAAGUAUGAGAACCUUUUCGAAGAGCUCUCCAACGAUUUGCAAAUAUCCAAUCCCGAUGACAUUCUGGCGGAAGCAGAUUUUGAAUUUGUCUAUAAAAACCGAACGAUAGACUUUAUCAGUGAUCGAGCGGUCCUUAAAGACAUAGCGAAUUUCCUGAGUCAAUUGGAACAGUCGAUUAGCAUUCUCAAGCGUGCUAUUCAUCCAAAUGCCUUCAUCGAACCAAAGGCAAUCGAACUGAACACUCUAGCGGACGUCUGUCAGAAAUGUUGUGACCUUAGGGUCCAAACUGAUGGUCUACUGGACGAUGUACAACAUUUGACAGCUUCCUGCUCAAGCUGCUCCGAGCUUCAAGAUACCAUCUGUGAUCUUCACGUGCAACAUGAGUCUCAAAUUAUGAGACUACAGCAGGAUCAUGCCAAAAAUAUGUCAAUGUUGAUGCAGCAAGUCGACAGUCAGCGUCACACACUGGAGUCGUUAGAAAGGGAACGGAAUUCCCUUGUCGAUGAAAUCCAUCAGCAGUCAAAUUUGGUGGAAGAUCACGAGCGUGAAUUAGCUAAGCUUACUAUGAAAUUAAAGUCCAAGGAAGAAGAGUGCCAUCGCAAGGAGAAUGAUAACCUCGAUCUAAUGGAUCGACUGGAAGAUCAGAAUGAAAAGUUGCGAAACUAUCAGGGGGAUAGGGAUAGUCUGGAGAGUAAAUGUUCGCGACAAGACGAGGAAUAUGCAGUUCUACUUCAAGAACGUGACUUUAUUCAGGCUGAGUUGAAUAAAGAACGUGAACGUUGCAGGCGAAUGGAAAGACGCUUGGAAAUGUUGGAAGUAGAACAUGGCAAGCAAUUGGAAUGCCUGCAGGAGGCAUAUCGGGACCAAAUUCUUUCGCAUUGCUCAGACUUUACAAAUAUCGCUGAUGAAGAGAGUUUCCGUCAGCGAUAUCAACAGGAGAUCGAACAGUUAAGAACACUCUGUGAAAAAGGUCUGACAGCAAUGGAAUCAUCACAUCGUCGAAUAAUUAAUGAUUUGGAGGACAAACAUCGACAAGAGAUCGAUAGGUUACUCAUGGAGAAAGAAACAGCUUUAGCUGAAGAAACUCAGGCAACUCUGGCUGCUUUAGAUGCAAUGCGUAAGGCACACCAAAGUGAAGUUCAACGAGAGGUAGCACGUUUCAAGCAGGAAUUUUUAAGGCAAUUCCAAAAGGGUGAACAUUCAAUCGAUAACACCAAAAUUAAUGAAGAGGAACUCGAAGAAUUAAGACAAGAAAUUUUGUCAUUUUCUGAGAAAUACUCGAUUAAAUGCGUUGAAAAUGCAGCCCUCGAAGAAAAACUGCGUUCGGCUAAUCAAAAAUUAAAACACUUUCAACAAAUGCAACAAAUUGAAUUGAGAAAUAAACAGUUCCGAGCACAUUUAGCAUCUGAGGAUCCAUUAAGUGAUGUAAAUUUCGUGCAAGGACUAACGUCAUCCAAAGAUGAAAUGCCAUGUCCAGAUAGUGAGCAUGCGCUUGAAAAUAGUUACACAACACAACAACAAGCACACCCAGAAAACACUACUAAGUCAACACAAGAGCAAUCCCUAUUACCGAUAAGCAGAAAAUCAGAUCUGCAUGCGAAUUUAAGGAAUUUGAGUAAUAAAUCUUCACCAUCUUCAUCACCUUCAAUUUCUUUAACUGGUGGUACAAUUGACUUUGAAGACGAUAUAAAUUGUUGCUACGAUCCGUGCUAUAAGCUGAGUGGUGCAUUUGAAUAUAACCCGAGGAACUCUAUUGAAGGUUUAAAAAAAUCAUCAUCGAGCCCAAUGUUCAGCAACAACAACAGCAACAAUAUACAAAAAUCAAAAAGUUGCAUCAAAAUUGAUUUACAACUGAACAACAACAGAUCAUCACCCUCCUCCCAUCAAAAAUCAUUCACUACCACUAGCGUCCCUUUAACACUACAAAGUGGUGAUAAUAAUAAACAACAACAACAAUUACCGAUAACCAAAGCACUAACCCACCACCAACAGCACUAUUUACCCCAUCAAACAACAACAACAACAACAACAACAACAACAAAUACCAUAUCGCCAAUAAAACCGAUGAUGAUUACGAUGAAGACGACGACAAAACCAACAACAACAACUACGACCAAACCAGUGGAACAACCAAAGAACAUUAAUUUAUUAAAAAAUCUAAAUCCAAAUUCAACUCAAUUAAAAUUAGUUAAUAAUAAUAAUAAUAAUCUUAGAUUAAGUUGUAAUAAUCGUAUAAAUAAUAGUAAUAAUAGUAAUAUCAUUGAUGAUUGUACAUCAUCUAGUAAUAGUAGUAGCAACAUCAACAAUAACAACACCAGCAACACCAACAAUACGCGUAUCUUCAGUCGAUCAAAUCAUCGUAAUGGUGGUAGUAGUAGUAGCAAUGGCGGUGUUCAGAAUAAGGUUGCAAUAAGCUUGGGCAGUUUUAGUGAUAUAAUUCGUAAAACAACGCCAUCUAGUGAUGCUGUUAGUAGUGAAAAUAAUCCUGCGACAGCACUGGUAAUGGAUAGGAGCAGGGGUGAUGAUCACAGCAGCAGCAGUAGCAGUAGCAACACCGAUGAUGAGAAUGAUAGAGUGGCAAGAAGCGUUUGUAGCAAAGGUGUCUUCAAUAAUAAUAAUAAUGAGUUGGUAGCGGCGGGGUCAGUUGCAACACCAACAACGACCAACUCUAACAUCAACAAGAAAAAGCAUUCAACGUCAAAUUUUAGUGGUAAGCUAUGCUCACCCCCUCCCUUAAGUGGGAAGGACAUUGAGCAUCAUCAUGCGACCUCACAUUUGAGAAGAUUUGAGUUGGAAAUAUAAAUCGAAAAAAAAUGUUAAACUUAAUAAAAUUAUUCAAAAAAAAAAAAACCAAAAUAAGUAUAUUACCAUCCCU